UCGCCUAUGCAUCAUAAACUUGGCUACUGCUUAUACGACACCUGGUGAAUCAACAAUUUAUUUUGCUUAAGAAUGCCUCGAACAUCCUCAAAAAAAGCAGAGGAAAAUAAAGAAAAGAAAACUAAUUCAAAAAAUGAGGAAAGAAAUUCUGUCAACGCGACCAAUGGUUCGAUUUCAGAAGAGGAAAAUGAAUCUUCCAAGGGGUCAGAAAUUACUCGUUGUGUCUGCGGUAUCGAGGAUAAUGACGAUGAUUCAAGUGACGGAGGGUUAUAUAUUCAAUGUGAUCAGUGUUCUGUCUGGCAGCAUGGUCACUGCGUUGGUUUUCAAAAAGAAUCUGAUGUUCCUGACGUCUAUUAUUGCGAAAUAUGUAGACCAGAACUUCAUAAAAUAUAUCAACGAGGAAGAGGACCCAAACAAUCUAAAUACUUAGGUCUUAUUGCUGAGCAGAAACCUCCGCAGUCAGAAUCUCCACCUGCUUCUCCUCCAUCACCAGUUGUGAAAAAGCAAGUGCCAAAACAGCGUCUUACCAUGAACUCUCGAGAUGCCGCCUUGGAUUACGAAGAAUAUCUUGCUAUUGCAAAAGAACAAUCUCUCCUCACGAGAAGAUCUAGAGGGCCCACUCUUUCCAAAUCGGCUUCUCCACCCGUCCAGGCUUCAGUAUCUGGAGAAGCAUUACCAACGACAAUGUCUCCAGAAGAGCAAGAGGAAGAACAAAAACAAGAACAAGAACAAGAACAAGAGCAAGAACGAGAACGACAACAGGAACGGGAACGGGAACGAGAGCAAGAGCAAGAACGAGGACGAGAACGAGAACAAGAACAAGAGCAAGAAGAAACGAAAAAAGAAGAGGAAAAAGCACACGAAGCAAGACAAGAGCUGGAGCCUGAGAAAAAUUCCAAAGAAGAAUCAAUUCCUAUUGAUACCGUUUCAAACGAAGAAAGAGUUGACGAAGAAGAGAAUCCGGAAGCCCACCAAGUCAAGGAAGAAGCGGAGUCAGCUCUUCCUUCACCUAGCAGUGUUCAAUCUACCCCGGUAUCCUCCUCCACAGGAAGGGGCGGUGGUCGGAGAUCCAAACGAGAAGCACCAGUUGAUAAUGAAAAAGGAAGUCUUUCGCCAUCCACAGCAGGUCAACGGGGUUCAAAAAGUAGAAAAACUAGUUCCCGAAGGGGAAAAUCUUCUGCGCUUUCUGCAAAUACCCAUCGCUCCGGUUCCAACCAUGUGGAAGGAGAACACACAACAGAGACAAAUACAAAACAUAAAGGAUUGCAUCCAAGGAUUACUAUCACUGAAAUGAGGAGGCGCGUUGCGACAAUGUUAGAAUAUAUCGGUCAUAUCCAGGUAGAAAUGGCAUCUCAAUCGGCGAAUUCGGUUUCUGGAUCGCAAGUGACGAAAGAAAUCCCAGAGGACGAGAAGGAAACUCUUCGUCAGGUUGAUAACUUGACAAGGGAAUUGUUGCAUUGGGAACAAAGGUUUGGUAAAACCUAAUUUCAACCGGAGCCUCUUUGGCUCGUACUUUUAUGUCUUGAUUUUGUUUUAACAUUCUGUAUUUUACGACGGAUUUCGGGGUUUUUGGUAAUUUGGUUUUAAUUAAUACCCAUCGGAAUUUUAAUUGCAACAGCAAUGGUUUUAGAUUGAUUGAUUUAUUUAAUAAUUUGCUAGAGUUAUUUUCAGAACGAAAAUUCUUAUAUAUUGGCAAUGUUUUCAGACUUUUUUCUAUUAAAAACGCUACAGAGAAGAGAGAAAAUGUAG
Molecule: messenger RNA, 1749 nt
Organism: Schizosaccharomyces cryophilus OY26
Lineage: Eukaryota; Fungi; Ascomycota; Schizosaccharomycetes; Schizosaccharomycetales; Schizosaccharomycetaceae
Product: histone deacetylase complex subunit Cti6
Exons: 3
Coding region: 73-1485 (470 amino acids)
Biological process (GO): negative regulation of rDNA heterochromatin formation; negative regulation of silent mating-type cassette heterochromatin formation
Cellular component (GO): Rpd3L complex; Rpd3L-Expanded complex
Source: RefSeq, a predicted model, not a curated record